Phyllostomus hastatus (greater spear-nosed bat) is the source of this 4392-nucleotide messenger RNA. It is a transcript of the gene CCDC191, whose product is annotated as coiled-coil domain containing 191. The transcript is spliced from 17 exons. Gene Ontology annotation, molecular function: phosphatase binding. NCBI's taxonomy places the organism in Eukaryota, Metazoa, Chordata, Mammalia, Chiroptera, Phyllostomidae. The record is from RefSeq and is a predicted model, not a curated record. The coding region runs from base 49 to 2793 and encodes 914 amino acids.
GGAGCGGCUGUUUCAGCUUCGGCUAAGGUUCGGGUCUGAACCUGUAAAAUGCAGUUGGCGCCCCAGGAAGGGUCUUCUUCGUGGAAGAGGGCUGGGCGGAGUCGCUGGAAACAAUUUACAAGGAAGCCAAAUCCCAAGCCUGCUUUUGACCUUGACAAUGUGGAACACUGGAUUAAGAAAGUGGAGAAAGCUUCAGAAUUUGGAGUUUUGAAAGCAUUUUCUGCUGGAAGUUCUGAUUUAUUCAGAAGGCUUUGGGGCCAAAAUAUAGAUUUGGAAACAUCUGAGCAAAUAGAGGAUCAUGAUGAAGUCUAUGCAGAAGCUCAGGAGCUGGUCCGUGAGUGGCUAGACACCAAACUUAAGCAUGAACUAGCAAGUGAUGGGGAAGCUGAAGACACUGUGUCAAGUAUCCCUCCUGUUUUAGAAGCCAGUGGUCAUUUAAAACAUGACAAGUUUGAUGAUUUCUGUGGCUAUUUGGAGGAAGAAGAGGAAAGUACCACCGUUCAAAAAUUUAUAGACCAUCUGCUCCAUAAAGAUGUGGUGGAUUCUGGGAUGUUGGAAGAUCUUGGAAUGAAUGGAAAGCAAGACAAGAAGUGGCAUAAGGAUCCUCGUCUUACCAUGGAGAUAAGACAUAAGCAGGUAAAAGAAAAUCGCUUAAGACGGGAGAAAGAAUUAGAGCGCCAGAGAAUUGAAAAGACCCUGAAAAAAUCGGCCUUCUUAGAGGCUCAGUAUCUGGUACAGGAAGAGAAGAAAAGGAAGGCUCUGGAGGCCAAGAAAGAGGAGGAGGAGAUUCAAAGGGAGAUGGUAAAGCUGCGGAGAGAGAUAAUUGAGAGGAGACGCACUGUGGAAGAGGCUUGGAAAAUAGAAAAGAAAAAGCAAGAAGAAAGUUCUCCAAAACAUCCAGAAAAAGGCAUGUUUCAACAUGUUCAUAUUCUUCAGGAGGAAGAAAAAUUGGCAAAAGAAAGAAAGAAGAAACUGAAAGAGUUAUUAAUUCAAACUUACAAGGAAAAUCACCAGUGUCAAAAACGCUAUUUCUCUGCCUGGCACAAGCUGCUUCUUGAUAACAGGAUUAAGCUGGGGAAAGCUGGGACCCUUUCUGACUGGAAGUUCCAGCUGAAGGUCCUGCGGGCCUGGAGAGACUACACAAGAUCUCAGAAGCUGCAGCGGGAGACACAAGCCAUGGAGAAUGACCUUAGGGAAGAAAACAGAAAACGCCAACUGGCCGCUGAAUACAACCGGAAAGAAGUUCUCCGACACCACUUUACAGAAUGGCAGCAUUGGCAUCGUGCAGAGAUCCUGAAGAGAGCGCUGGCUCUAAAAAAGGGGGAAACAAGGAAGAAAAUGAAUGAGUUGUUGAAGGCAGUAUCACUAGGGAAACUCAGUGCAAACAGGUCAUCAGGCAUCAGUCCACUUGAGGAGGGAACAGCUAUGGAGGAGUCACCUAUAGGAGAGGUGACUGCCAUACCCCUUCUGUGGGAAAAGCCUCCUUCAGGGAGCAGUGGUUGUAUGCCUAGCCCCCACCUAGGCAAACCAACAGACAGCAUCUUGCAAGUUUGCCUUCAGAAUGUCCCUCUGAACACAUCUGAAAACAAGCCUCACAAAGCUCUGGAUCUUGAGCCCUCCCCACAGCCUGACAGCAACGAGAAGCUCAGAACCACCAGCCAGAAAACAAAACCUAUUUGCAUGAGUCAUUUCCACAACCGCCAUGCCUUCCAGCAACAGCUGAUUGAGAAGCAAAAGAAGAAACUUCAGGAACAACACAAAGUGAUUCUGGAGCUGAAGGAAAGCCAGAGGCUGGCAAAGGCUCGGUGGGCAGCAGAGCGUGACACAGCAGUGAUUGACUCACAGAGCUGCCUGCUGUCCAACCCCAAAGAACCAAAGAGAACCUGCAAGGCACCUUCAAAUUCAUCUGUUGCUUCCCCUGGGACCGAAGGUAGUAGAAGUAACUCCCAAAAUGAUCUUUCUGGACCCAGAAGGAGCCCAAAGAAGCUGAUGACACCCCAUCCCAUUCUUAAAGCCAUGGAGGAGAGAGCAGCUCAGCGAGCUGAACGUAGGCGGAUCUUGGCAGAGAAGAAGAAAAAACAAGAAGAGGAUAAAUUGGCCCAGUUAAAGGCCCAAGAGGAGGAGCGUCAGAAGAGAGAGGCAGAAGAAAAGGAGGCUCAGCUUAAGAAAAAACGAGAAGAGAAGAGACUGAAGAAAAUGAGAGAACUAGAGAAACACAGAAGAAUUAAGAGAAACCAGCAGCUGGAAGCAGUAGCCAAAGAUCAUUAUGAAAGUGUGUUGCUAAGGAAAAAAGGUCUGGAGCCUUGGAAGAGAUUGAGAAUUCAAAGCAAGCAAAACAUGCAGGUGGCCAAAGAACAUCACUCCUUGGCCCUGCAGAGGAAAUGCCUGCUCACCUGGUUGCAGUGCAGUCGGGAAAGCCUGGCGAGGAAGAGGGCCCGGGCCGCCCAGUUUCAUUCACAAACAUUGCUUAGGAGAGUCAUCCGGAGCUGGCUGCAGUACCUGACUGAGCUAGAAGAAGAAAUACAAAAACUGUGCAUACAUUUUCUUCAAAAGAAGAUUUUCAGAGCCUGGUUUAACAUGGUCAGGGAGGCCAAGAUCGAUUCACAGAGCAAGCACAAGAUUGCAGCAGAGCAUAGUGACAGGAGGAUUCUCUGGAUCACACUUCAGACAUGGAAGAAGUUUGUACAAUUCAAGAAAGAAGAAAGAGUGAGAGAAGAAAGGCGACAGCAACUCCGUAAGAAGGUAGCUGAAAUUCUGCCUGACUUCCAGGUGCCGCCCCACCUUGACCCUUGACUCCUGACCGUGCUGGCACGCGCACAGCCCUCGUGUAGGGGGUCCUUGGUGCGGGGAGCACCAGCCAGCGUGCUUAGGCCAGGAAUGUCCAUUGGUCCACAGCACAUCCAUAUCACUCCCACCCACACACACACACAUCUGGCUGCUUAUGUUCUAUCAGAUACUCCUGGAUCACAGGGAUUACUUUUGAAUUUGCACUUCAUUCUUUUAUUUCUCUUGGGUUGCUAAUCAGUUCACUAAAGCAUUUAUCACAGCAGGAUCAUCCGAAGAAACUGUUCCUGUUCCACUGUUCAAAUGCAUCGUAUGUAUUUUUAGCAUCAUAAACUUUACAAAGGACGAGUGUUUGCUUGCCUGAGCUUGUGGGGGAAAAUGUGUCCUUACAGUUUAACGUGACUUGUUGACAAAUGUAACUUUAAUUAAAUAGAAAUUAAAAGUAGUGAGUACAUAGAAAAGGAACCCUACACAGUCAGGCAUCUAAUACCUUCGUAUCAGCAACAGGCAUUCUGCCAGACUCCAUCCUUUUUGCCCACCCCGAUGGAAAACUGUGUAUCAAAAGGCACUGUAUGCGCUUGCUGCAAGGGUAACAGUGUCUCCUAAUUUCAGAGAAAUUGGGGCACCAAAAAACUGCUUUUCUGUGUACCUAAUAAGCAGCAAGGGAAAGCCAGCAAUCUGUUAAAAUGUCUGUUCAUGCUCCCAAUUGCAACUUCUAAAUAGUACUUGAUCUGGCUUCUAGAUCUCAGCUCAGCUUGAUCUGUGUGUCAAGAUAUUUAUCUUGAAUUCAAAACAUGUUUUAAUCUCUAAGAUGCUAAAGACUGUAAGGACAAUCCCUUCUGUGAACUGAAUUAUCUGCAAGAAAAGUAUCUCAUUGCAAAACACAUUUACUCCAACAAUUUCAAGUAGUAGGUAAAUGCACACAGUAAAACAAGAACCUCCCUUGCAGCCCUGAGGCAACUAUUAUUUAGUAAAUUGAAAUUGAGUUGAUAAAUUCUUUGUGUUCAGUAAAUUGUUCUCGUGUCUUACUUCCUAGAAGGGCUGUCUAGCUAUACCACCGGCAAGAUGACUUCUAUCCUUUUUUCUAGGGAAGAUGUGAUUUACUCAGACAUGACAAAAUAUCCUAUAUUGAACUUUAUUUCUUCUGCAAUAUCCCUGUCUGCACACCUUUUCCUUUAGUAUGAUUAUACAGUUGUCAUCUGAGAACUCUUUUUAAGACUAACAGCCACUAAAGAAAAUGGGACUAAAAGUAACUCUUUAAUCUCUUUCCACCUAACCCACUGUUCAUACUUAAUUGUAUGUAGUAGUUAGAGAAUAUUGGCUAUUAUUGGCACCCAGAACUCAAAUACCAAUUUUAUUUUAGUACCAAGACUCAUAAACUUUAAGUUUUCUCUCAAGUUUUCUUUUAAUUCACCGCAAGCAUCAUUGAGUCUUUAAGCAGGCCACAUUCUGAUUAAGCCAGUGAGAACUUUUUACCUACUUAUAGAACCUUCUAAAGAGACAUAAGGAAAAAACUUAGUAAAUGACCUCUUUGUUGCUGGGCUAUCUUAAAGAUACAAUUUGAAAUGUUACUGCUAACAAAAUGCCCAGUAAGCAGUAUCUGGCCUG